This is a messenger RNA of Fraxinus pennsylvanica, 1470 nucleotides long. The record is from the annotation of a GenBank genome assembly. Lineage: Eukaryota; Viridiplantae; Streptophyta; Magnoliopsida; Lamiales; Oleaceae.
AUGCAAUUUGUUGCGGGGCAUGCUGCCAUUAACAGUAUGGGAUAUUCUAUAAGCAAAUUGGAGAUAGAUUCCGGACUUCUUGAUGGUUCGAGUUCUAAUAAUGAAGUUGAGGGUAGUUCUCAGUCCAAAAGUUCGUUGAAUUGUUUGGAUCAUGAAAUUGCUCAGCUCACAAAGCUUAGAUCAGGACCCCAUGAGAAUUUGAGUCGUGUUCUGCCAGGGAAGCGUGAGCUUCCUGUUUCAACUACGAAAAUGUUGGCAGGUCGAGAAGCAAAUUUUUCGGGAAGAGGGAGGUUCACAUCAGGAGAUUGUCGUCACAUUCUCAGUAAGUACUUGCCAGUUAACGGUCCUUGGGUUGUGGACCAGAUGUCAACUAGGGCUUAUGUGUCGCAGUUUUCUGUUGAUGGUUCACUUUUUGUUGCUGCAUUUCAGGGAAGCCACAUUAGAAUAUAUGAUGUGGAUAGGGGGUGGAAAGUUCAGAAGAACAUUCUUGCCAGAAGCUUGAGAUGGACAGUUACUGACACGUCUCUUUCACCAAAUCAACAAUAUCUUGUCUAUGCUACCAUGUCACCAAUUGUUAAUAUUGUUAAUGUUGGAUCUACUACAACGGCAUCUCUAGCAAACAUCACGGAAAUCCAUGAUGGUUUGGAUUUCUCUGCUGCCGAUGAUGGGGGAUAUUCUUUUGGAAUCUUCUCCUUGAAAUUCUCAACUGAUGGUCGAGAAAUUGUAGCUGGAAGUAGUGAUGAUGCCAUAUAUGUUUAUGAUCUCGAAGCAAAUAAACUCUCUCUACGGAUUCAAGCACACACGUCUGAUGUCAACACGGUAUGUUUUGCUGAUGAAGGUGGCCAUCUUAUUUAUUCUGGGAGCGACGACAAUUUCUGCAAGGUUUGGGACAGACGCUGCUUCAAAGUCAAAGGCAAGCCAGCAGGGGUCCUAAUGGGCCACCUCGAGGGUGUUACAUUUCUUGAUAGUCGUGGAGAUGGCCGUUAUUUUAUUUCCAAUGGUAAAGAUCAGGCAAUCAAACUCUGGGAUAUAAGGAAAAUGUCAUCCAAUACUAAUUGCUAUCAAGGACACAGGAAUUAUGAAUGGGAUUACAGAUGGAUGGACUACCCUCCUCAGGCAAGAACCUUGAAGCACCCAUAUGAUCAAUCAAUAGCUACUUACAAAGGUCAUUCAGUCUUGCGUACUCUCAUCCGGUGCUACUUCUCCCCAGAGUAUAGCACUGGCCAGAAGUAUAUCUACACUGGAUCUCAUGAUUCGUGCAUCUAUAUUUAUGAUUUGGUAACCGGGGCCCAAGUUGCGAAGCUACAGCACCAUAAAUCAACUGUCAGAGAUUGCAGUUGGCACCCUACGUAUCCGAUGCUUGUUAGCUCUUCUUGGGAUGGGGACAUUGUCAAAUGGGAAUUCCCUGGUAACGAAGAGACACCAGCCCCUACAAGCAAGAAGAAACACCGAAGGAGACAUUUUUAUUAA